AGAAGAGGUGGUUACUCAAAUACCUGGUUAGGGUUUUGAUUCGAGCGUAUGGCAACAGGUUUCUCACAUCAGAGGCAAAUAGGGGAGGAAAAGGGUUCAACCAAGAGUGAGGAACCAUCUUUACAGGAUUACUGAGACAAACCUUUGUAUCUGUCAAAUAGGUGGUAUCUUUGGACAUGUGAAACAAUUGUUUUGGAAGUGAAGUGGAUUUGAAAUGAAUGUUGCCACAACAAUCAUGGAUUCUUCUGUUGUCUUGGGUAGCACGAUUUUGGAGCCUCAUAAUGAUCUGGAAUUUGAAUCUCAUGAAGCUGCAUAUGCAUUUUACAAAGAAUAUGCCAAGUCUGCAGGGUUCGGUACUGCUAAGUUGAGCAGUCGUCGGUCUAGGGCAUCAAAGGAAUUUAUUGAUGCCAAAUUUUCAUGUAUAAGAUAUGGUAAUAAGCAGCAAUCUGAUGAUGCAAUUAAUCCACGCCCUUCUCCAAAAAUUGGUUGCAAGGCAAGCAUGCAUGUGAAGAGAAGACAGGAUGGUAAGUGGUAUGUCUACAGCUUUGUGAAGGAGCAUAAUCAUGAGCUUUUACCUGCUCAAGCUCAUUUUUUUCGGAGCCACAGGAGUUCUGAUCCACUAAGUAAUGAUGUUAGGAUGCGCAGGCGGAAGAACUCAACUGCAGUUUCUAAACUAUUUAGUGCAUAUCAGAAUGUUGAUUGUUUAGAGAACUUUAUGAAACAUCAACAUGAUAAAGGGCGAAGUUUGGUUUUAGAAGCAGGGCAUGCCCAAUUGCUUCUUGAACUCUUCAUGCGCAUGCAAGAAGAGAAUCCAAAAUUCUUCUAUGCAGUUGAUUUGAAUGAAGAGCAUCGACUGAGAAAUGUGUUCUGGGUUGAUGCUAAAGGCUUGGAAGAUUUUCCUUACUUUUCUGAUGUUGUUUCUUUUGACACAACAUAUUUUACCAGCAAGUAUAAAAUACCAUUGGUACUUUUCAUUGGGGUAAACCAUCAUAUUCAACCAAUAUUGCUUGGUUGUGCAUUGAUUGCUGAUGAGACCAUAUAUACUUUUGCCUGGUUACUGCAAACAUGGUUAAUAGCAAUGGGAGAACGAGUUCCACAAGUGAUUCUCAGUGACCAAAAUGAGGCUAUUAAAGCAGCUGUUGCCGCUGUUCUUCCUGGAACACGUCAUUGCUUUUGUUUGUGGCAUGUUUUGGAAAAGAUUCCCAAACAGCUUGAAUUUUUAAGCACAUGGCAUGAUAGCUUUAUGGAAAAAUUUAACAAAUGUAUAUAUAAAUCAUGGACAGAGGAGCAAUUUGAAAAGAGAUGGUCGAAGUUAGUUGACAGGUUUAACCUUAGAGAUGUUGAGUGGGUCCAAUCCUUGUAUGAUGACCGUACGUGUUGGGUGCCAAUUUUUAUGAGAGAUAUUUCUUUUGCUGGCCUGUCUACUAGUUCACGCUCAGAAAGUUUAAAUUCUUUGUUUGACAACUAUGUCCAAGUUGAUACUUCAUUGAGAGAAUUUAUAGAACGGUACAGAGUGAUUCUUGAAGAUAGGCAUGAAGAGGAAGCCAAAGCAAAUUUUGAUGCUUGGCAUGAAACACCUGAAUUGAAGUCUCCUUCCCCUUUUGAAAAACAAAUGUUAUUAGUUUACACACAUGAGAUUUAUAAAAAGUUCCAGAUUGAGGUUUUGGGUGCAGCUGCUUGCCAUCUGAAGAAAGAAAAUGAUGGCAUGACUACCACUUAUAGUGUGAAGGACUUUGAAAAUAAUCAAAACUACAUGGUAGAAUGGAACACAUCAAACUCAGAUAUAUAUUGUUCAUGUCACUUGUUUGAAUAUAAAGGUUAUCUCUGUAGACAUGCUAUUGUUGUUUUACAAAUGUCAGGUGUUUUCAGCAUCCCACCAAAGUAUAUAUUGCAAAGAUGGACAAAUGCUGCUAUGAGCAGGCAUCCUAUUGGUGAAAAAUUGGAAGAGGUUCAAUCCAAGAUUCGGCGAUUCAAUGAUUUAUGUAGACGAGCCAUAAUAUUGGGUGAAGAAGGUUCUUUGUCACAAGAAAGUUACUAUAUUGCUUUAGGUGCCAUAAGUGAAGCUCUACAGCAAUGUGCAAAUUUGAACAACUCUGUUGAGAAUGGUACAAGGCCUGAUGCCUUAGCUACCCAUGUUGUUUGCAAUGUUGAACAAGAGUAUCAAUCUAUUAUUACAUCUAACAGUAAGGUCCCUGAUCCAAAAAUGAAUACUGGUAAUAAGGCUGGGAGGACUGUUGCGGCUGGUAGGAGUCUAGGAAGUGCAGAAAAUAGUGAAGGAAAUAAAGGAAAGGUACCUCAGCUUGAAGCAGUGACUGGGAAAGAUGGUUUUCAACAAAUGGAGCCAACUGAUCUGAGGUCACAUAAUGUCAUGCCUAUGCAGUUUCACAGUAUGGUGCCGGUGCAGGCGCUGUUCCAUAAUGUUUCGUCGACACCGUAUCAUACCGCUGCUUCGACUCAUUUGCAUGAGAAUCGUCUUUCUCGUUAGCUGAAUAAAAAUUUACUUUUAAAAGGAUAUGAAGACCAUGUAUAGAACUGUACAUAAAAAAUGCCACUUCUGCAAGGCACCACACCUUUCACCUAAUGGUUUCUAUGUUGCAGAGAGGCUAAGCGGCAAUCGAAGUUGAUAGUUGUGCGGCCUUAAGGACCAUUGUAUUCCAAAGUUAAGCUUACCAUCGACGUAGGCAUCUUUUGUUGGUUUCGUUUAUGUUCUGAUUUUGUGUAAUAUUGAGAGGGCGAACGUUGGAGCAGGAUGGUUGUCCCUUGAGUAUGGAAAACCACUUAGCAAAAAUGCGGAGUAAGGUCAUGUAUAAUCUAUUGGGGAGCCUUUGCACUGAGAUUUACUUUUUUUAGUUUGUGUAAUAUUGUGUAUAGGUGCAUAUAUUUUGGGAUGUUUGUUUUAAAUAAUGAUUUUAAAACCGGACUAAUCAUUGAAUUGAU
Messenger RNA from Gastrolobium bilobum, 2937 nucleotides. RefSeq names its product protein FAR1-RELATED SEQUENCE 4. The coding region runs from base 215 to 2485 and encodes 756 amino acids. The transcript is spliced from 4 exons. Gene Ontology annotation, biological process: regulation of DNA-templated transcription. The record is from RefSeq and is a predicted model, not a curated record. Gene Ontology annotation, molecular function: zinc ion binding. NCBI's taxonomy places the organism in Eukaryota, Viridiplantae, Streptophyta, Magnoliopsida, Fabales, Fabaceae.